AUGUUGCAGCUCUACAAGAACCAAGUCGUCACUGCGGUGGCGAAGAGACAGGUGGAAAUCCGGAAGUUGGAACUGGACUGGUACACCAACAACUACUGGACGCUCUCUCAACAAGGAGCGCUCCUGGCGGGCUUUUCCUUUUCCUUGAUCACUGCGUCCCUGCCGAGAGACACUUCGUUUUUUCUCGAGUCCGUUUACCUGCUGCUGGCCUCGCUCGCCCUCGGGCUCCAAAUGUGCGUGGUCGUGACGACAACGCUCUGCUGCAUGUGGGGCCCCGGACUGGCUCUUCGCGGCCCAGAUGGCAUUCGGAGUGUACAUACAGCAGUCGACAACUUGAAGUCUGAGCACUCGUACGUGUUUGCUUUCUUCUUUCUCGGGUUGCUGUCCUUCUACCUAUCCAACCUCACGCUGGUCUGGUGCUUCUUCGAAGAGUGGAUUGCGAUCUCCGCGUCCCUGCUGCUCGCCUUCUUCCUGAUCCUCAUCUUCUACUACACCAUCAGUCUCACCUGCAAACUGCGCGUCGCAGAUCCCGACGCAGUCGAGGGGAAAAUCGCAGCUCUCAGCGCGUACGAAGACAUCGCCGACCUCGACGAGACGGUCACGUGCGCCCCCGCCUCGCCCGAAGGAGAUCUGCGGGCUCUGUCCUUUUUGCGAGUUGACGAGGUGCGCAGGUUUCCAGUGUCGGCGGCCGAGCCUGCGGGGCUGCCUGGAGUCGCCAGAGGGACAGCGCUGCUGCCGGAGCCUGCAGGCGCGGCCGGAGUGCGCGUCGGGCGAGAGGCACAGACUGCAGACUUGCGACUCCCAGAAGUUACGCAAGCAACGCCUCAGGGUUUCCUCGCCGCUCUCGAUGAGAUUUUCGAGUUCUAA
This is a messenger RNA of Neospora caninum, 867 nucleotides long. RefSeq lists its product as hypothetical. Bases 1 to 867 code for a protein of 288 amino acids. Lineage: Eukaryota; Apicomplexa; Conoidasida; Eucoccidiorida; Sarcocystidae. The transcript has 3 exons. The record is from RefSeq and is a predicted model, not a curated record.